This is a messenger RNA of Mesocestoides corti, 789 nucleotides long. NCBI's taxonomy places the organism in Eukaryota, Metazoa, Platyhelminthes, Cestoda, Cyclophyllidea, Mesocestoididae. The record is from the annotation of a GenBank genome assembly.
AUGAAGCGGCAGGCAGCAGCAGAAGAAAGAAAAGGCGGAAUGAGUCAAAUGUCAAACGCAGUUUGCGUGAACCGACGUCAGUCGGUGCUUCCAACCACCAGUCCGAUGUCAACAGAACUGGCCCCUAGAAAUGGCUCCUUCGAAAGAACACUUCACACGGCGAAUCGCUUCCGCAAGCCGUCCCCAAGUGUCGGCAACUUCCGACGUGUGUCGAACCUCCUCAAGGCACAAGGACCAACGGAAGCCCUCAAAUCAGCACUUGGAAACCCCAACCGAACACGCUUCAUGCAAUUAUGCAGCGAGUACGAGUCACUUGCUGCGGAGUGGCGACGAAUUUACCAAUUUCUGCAGAAACUAAUGCAAGAGUACAUAGAAUCGAAGAGUUUGGAUCCGGUUAGGCGAUACCGCAAGCUCCAGUCCAUCACCAAACGAAUCGUCUUUCACCUGCGUCUCACCAACCCCUCUCUUCUCCUCACGAAUGGCUACUCCUUGGUUGACGACGAAACUGGCAGUUUCGGAAGCAUUCUUCAGAGCAGUGUCAAGCUAAAGGAGAUGCGGAUGCGCCACGAGACAAUCUGCGAUCGACUCUCAUCUGAGGAGCUUGUUGUGGAGAUCCGAAAGCUGGAACGCAUCAACUCGGAGUUGGAAGAGAAAAUCCAGACCGUGGUUGAGGCCAUUGACAACAUGGACGACGAGUACCAAUGCACCAAGAACAACGCCUUCAUCAAAAGAUACCUCGUUCUUAAGUGCAACCUAAAAGUUAUAUUUGAGGGUGACUUCCUGCAUUGA